AUGGCGGAACUGCAGAUGCUGCUGGAGGAAGAAAUUCCUGCGGGACGGAGAGCGUUACUGGACAGUUUCACCAACCUGGAGAGAGUGGCCGAGUACUGCGAAAGCAACUAUGUCCAGUCCGCAGACAAGCAGCGAGCGCUGGAGGAGACGAAGAGCUACACCACCCAGUCUCUGGCCAGCGUCGCCUACCUCAUCAACACGUUGGCCAACAACGUCCUGCAGAUGCUGGACAUCCAGGCCUCACAGCUCCGCCGCAUGGAGAGCUCCGUCAACCACAUCUCACAGACCGUCGACAUUCACAAAGAGAAGGUGGCGAGGCGGGAGAUUGGCAUCCUGACCACCAACAAGAACACGUCCCGCUCACAUAAAAUCGUUGCGCCGGCCAAUCCGGAGAGGCCGGUGCGCUACAUCAGGAAGCCCAUCGACUACAGCGUGCUGGAUGACAUAGGACAUGGCGUGAAGGUGAACGGCCAGCAGAACAUGAAACUAGGAGGAGGUCUGUCCCGGUCUAAUCCCCCGACUCAGAAACCGCCGAGCCCUCCAAGGGCAGGGAAGGGCAUCUUAGGGAAGAACUCCCCCUACAGGACCUUGGAGCCAGUGCGCCCCCCAGUGGUGCCCAAUGAUUAUGUCUCCAGCCCCACCAGAAACAAUGUGGCCACCGGGCAGCUUCCCAGUCCGGCCCGCACCGCCACCCUCAACCAUCGACCCCGAACGUACAGUGGUAGCAGUGGAGGCAGUCAUCCCAGCAGCAGCAGUCGGAGCAGCAGCAGGGAAAACAGCGGCAGCGGCUGUGUGGGAGUUCCCAUUGCUGUGCCGACGCCCUCUCCACCCUCCACCUUCCCAGUUUCCCCGACUGCUGGACCGGCCAGCUCCUCUUCCACUGCUCCUAACUCCUCCCCCUCCCCCUCACCGACUCCUUCCUCCUUCUCUUCCUCCUCCUCCACCACAACCCUAACACAACCCCACGCACCCCUGCCACCAAACUCGCCUUCACAACCUACAGACUCCCCUCCUCAAUCAAAUGCACCCGCCAGCACUUCCUCACCCUCUAACCCCGCCCCCAACACGUCCGAAGUCCAAUCGGGUGUUUUGUCUGGAGAAGUGUCUCCUCUCCUUCCUCCUGCCCCUCCUCCUCUCUCCUCCUCUUCCUCACCACCUGCUGAAGGUCCGAUUGUCCCUCAGUUCUACAGCAUGAACCGGCCUCAGCCACGGCAGCAGGCUCCACAGGUGGGGGGGUCUCUGCCUUACCGCCGCCCCCCCUCUGUGACCGGUCAGCCAAUUGCAACACAGAACCAAGUCAACGGCGGUCCUUACUACAACCAAAGCCCAGCCUCCCCGCCGCCCCCCUCUCUCCUCCAGUUCACCCCUCAGCUUCCUCUGAUGGGUUUUGUCGCUCGAGUUCAGGAAUCCAUCUCAGAUGCCCCUUCUCCCCCUCACCCGGUUGCUGAGAGCCAAUCGGGGCCUGAGGAGCCCCCACCAACUCCUCAGCCUUUGGAAGAUGGACAUGAAGAAGAGGACUCAGCAGUAGUGGAGUACAACGACCCGUACGCUGAGGAAGACCCACCAUGGGCCCCCAGAAACUACCUGGAGAAAGUUGUGGCCAUUUACGACUACACGGCCGACAAGGAGGACGAGUUAUCGUUCCAGGAAGGAGCAAUCAUCUACGUCAUCAAGAAGAACGAGGACGGCUGGUUUGAAGGAGUGAUGAACGCAACCACCGGCCUGUUCCCCGGGAACUACGUGGAGUCCAUCAUGCACUACACCGACUGAGGACAGAGAAGAAGAAGUCUUUGUUCUGCUCGUCUGUUAGAGGACUCAGAGGCGUCUUCAGGCGCCGUCUGGACUUAGUGUCAGUCUCACCUGGAGAAAUGAGUUUGGUGUGAAGGUGGCAAACAUUUCUUUGACGGAAGCCUGCAAGGGACAUUUUUAAAUGUAGUUUUUUUUUGUGAUCACAGGAAAUUUGUAUCAACAUUUCAACAAAAAAUAGUUUUCUUAUGCUCAGUGACACAGUUGUCGCUAAUCACACUUCCUCCUCUCAGUUAAAACUCCAGAUACACACACUGUCAGAUUAAACCAUCCAGGUUUGUUCCAGAUGUUCAUCCAGAAUAAACCCCAAUCAAAAAAGGCCUACAAAGAGCAUUAGGAAUCGCUGCUUGUGCCCUACAGUGUGUCUCCUCUGGGAGUUUUGCACUGGUCCUUCUCUCUUUGUCUCCCCAGCAGAGGACAUUCAGAGGACAUUAACCACGUGGGAAAACCAGAAGACACUGAGACAUGUGAAAUAUAUUUUGAGCAGAAAAAGACAGAUUGAGAGGAAGCUAUGCAAAAGCCGCCUUCACACCAAACACUGAAUCCAGAGAUGUUGUUCCCCUUUCUCUUCCUCAUCCCUCUGAAACACACCUCUGACAGACAGACUCCGAUCAUCCUGUCAUCCAGUCAGGAGAAACGAGAAACUCCUCGUUCCUUUGACCCUUAACCAAUCCUCCACACUCCUGUGUUCUCCAGCCUCAAAUUCAUCGUUUUGGUCAGUGAAGUAAAAAGAGGCGCUGAGGACUCUGGGAGAGGAACUAGAGAUGAAAUGAAAGAAGGAAGGAAUGAGGAAGACACUAGGAGUCACAGAGGCGUUACACUAAUCAAACUGCAAUCGAAGAAGGAAGUACACGAACACUUUUAUUUUGAAGUGGGAGGGAUCCUGCUGUGAUGGACAGUUUGUGUCUCUGCUGGGCCAUAAAUUCCUGCAGCACCUGUUUCAUUAACGUCUCACAUCCAUCUCUGGUGUGAAGCCUGGGACAUGAGCCUUGUGUAUGUUUUACACACAUAUUUGAAGUUCUUCUGGUGUCAUGUGGUUUUCCCGCCUCAGUGUGUCCUGUAGUCCUGCAGUGAAGUGGACCCGAACAAACCGCCCGGUGGAGACUCUGGACCUACUGCCAGUUCUGAAGUUUACAGUGUGUUUGCCUGCAUGCCUGAUAUAUAACUGACAUGUUUACCCACAGUGUUUUCAUAUUCUUCUUCUUCUGUUUGUAUUUUCUUUUCUAUAGUUGCACCAACUUUUUUUUUAAUUCUCUGUUUGAUCAACAUCUGUUCGGUGGAUUUUGGUUGUAAUGGCCCUUUAAGAUGGAGGUGGAUAUUUUUGUGCCAUAUAGUGGUGUGAAUGCAGGUGUGUGUGUGUGUGUGUGUGUGUGUGUGUGUGUGUGUGUGUGUGUGUGUGUGUGUGUGUGUGUAAACCAAACCUUCCCUCGUGGACUCUGAAGUGACAGUGGACCUGAAAACAGUGUUUCCUUGAUGUACAGUUUUAUUUAAAAACCAGAGGACGCCACAUUAACACUCCCACCGAAGCGUGGACAGAGCAGCAGCAUUCGUGAGACAGUGUGUGUGUGUGUGUGUGUGUGUGCAUACUGAACACACACCGAAAACAAACUUGUGUGUUUUGCGGCGUAAACGGUGAAAAAUUGUUUAUGGUUCAAAAUCAUAUUUCAUGUUUCACAGUUUCCAGCAACAUUUGCAUAAAUUAGCAUUUGAAUUAGCUGUGAGUCUCCCACAGUUCACUUCUGCUAAGAUGAUUUUCAUGUCUGUGUAAUUCUUUGUAGGUGACUUUGGGUCAGUAAUGUUAAUAAUAGUAAUAUCUCAGCCACUGGGUACAGUACAAACUUCACUGAUAAUUCAAAAUGCUGAUGCUGAUGCUUGUGUCCAUGUGUAACAGCUUGAAAAAGCUCCAUGAGGUCUGGAUCAGACCGGUGACACCCAGACCAGUUCCCGUUCACCUGAGCAGCUCACAUUUUGGCGUGCUCCGGUUUUACCUGCAAUAUCCCUUUAACCAGUGUGGAUUGAGCGAUGAGAUGAUGAGUGAAAUGUUGCAGACGACUUCUCUGAAUUUUUUUUUUUUACCAGGAAUCUGCUUCAUCUUUCUCCCUGCAGCUGAUAAAUCUUCAUUAUUAGAGAUUGAUCUGAUUCCAAAUUCACACUGAGCUGGAGUUUUCAGACAGGAAUAUAUUUUUAACCAGCAGAUAUAUGUGUGAUUUCUGAUGAUGUUUUCAGGGCUGGUAUGUUUAAAGAACAUUCCUAAACUUUGUCUCAUGACUCCUCUUAAACGUCUCAGUAAAAAGCAGGAUUUCACAGCUAAAAACGAGAAUAUUUCCCCUGUUGGUAUGUUGAUAAUGACGUGUUUGUUCGUGGAAUAAAUCUGUAGUUAUUCCUGUUUUUUCUGAGACAGAAAACUCAGCGUCCCUGUUGUACAGGUACAGGUACAGCUCAUCACCACACUGAUUCCGAUUACUGAGAUAAUCUGGAGGAUGAGACCAAGUCUUAACACUCAGGAACAUUUAUUCCUAAUUCUUUGCAUUUUUAAACGUUCUCUGACUUUAAACACACCGGCCCCACCUGUUAGCUCCACCUGUUAGCUCCACCUGUUAGCUUUAUGAAAUGAACCUGCAACACCUGUCACCUGGACUCUGCUUCAUGUUCUGAUGAUUCAGUCCUGGUACUUUUACUCCAUCCUAACCUGAGAGCUCAUUAGAUGAGCUGUGGUUUCAGCUGUAAACCUUCCUCUCACCUUCCUGCUGGAAUGUGACGUCCAGAGAAGCUUCUGUUCUCCAGAGCGAAGCAGACUGGAAGCACAUGGGUCUGAUGUUAGAAAGAAGAGUAAAUGUUUUAACAGCCUGACUGUGUCACUCUUGUUUGUUUAUUAGAAGCUGGAUGAUUGUGAGAAGGUUGUUGAGCAGUGAAGUGAAAGAAACUUUCAGUAAGAGGGAGACGUGUCCUCAGCUCAGAGUGAAGAAGACAGUGACUUAGUGUCCACACACAGUGACAUGUCAGAGAAACCAUAAGUUAUUUUAUCUCCAGUUUCAACUAAUGUGAAAUUAACAACAAAGAAAUAGAAAUUAGUUAAAACAAAUUCAUUAGAUCUAUUAGACAUUUAUUCAAAAUCUCUUCAAAUCAAUAAUUAUAUCUGUUACACUCACUCCUACAUAUCUGUCAUACUACAUACACAUACAUACAUACACUGCAUUAUUACCACACGACAGAAAAUGAAAUAAAUGUGAUAUCAAAUAAAUCAUAACAAGUUAAAGAGACGUUUCCGCUCUGAGUCUUUUCACCCACUUUCAUUCACACGUCAUGGCCUUCUUCCACUAACCGUCCUCCUUUGGGACAUGAUGGAUCUCAACAUUCAUCAGAUUCCUACUGAUGAACAUUAACAGUAACACUUAUUAUUAACGUUAAUCAGCUAAUAUAUUAGUAUUAAUAUAUUAACAAUAUGAAGUCACACUUUUACACUUAAGGCCCUUUUAGGUCACUGGAUCAUAUCUAAAAAUUAUAAAACAUUUA
Toxotes jaculatrix (banded archerfish) is the source of this 5319-nucleotide messenger RNA. RefSeq names its product abl interactor 2-like. The record is from RefSeq and is a predicted model, not a curated record. Gene Ontology annotation, molecular function: SH3 domain binding. The transcript has 11 exons. Gene Ontology annotation, cellular component: lamellipodium. Lineage: Eukaryota; Metazoa; Chordata; Actinopteri; Toxotidae. Bases 1 to 1770 code for a protein of 589 amino acids.